Molecule: messenger RNA, 4014 nt
Organism: Agrilus planipennis (emerald ash borer)
Lineage: Eukaryota; Metazoa; Arthropoda; Insecta; Coleoptera; Buprestidae
Exons: 4
Coding region: 122-3439 (1105 amino acids)
Biological process (GO): telomere maintenance; DNA repair
Molecular function (GO): DNA helicase activity
Source: RefSeq, a predicted model, not a curated record
AUCUUGGAGAAGACGACCUGACUUAGGUCGUCGAAGUCAAUCAAAUGUGCGAAGUCAAACUGCACGUGCUAAUCGCACUAAUGACCAGAGAAAGACAGAUCAAGAAAAUAGUCGUACUGCAAUGUCAGAAUUGCGUUCUUUAGUGAGUGACAAUGAAGUAGAUAGGCUUAGAAUGCAACAAGUUCGUGAACAUCAAACACAACAACAGCGAGCACGACAUAAUGAAAUUGAGCGAUUCCGCAGACGCAGUGCUCCUGUGAUUCUGGAACGAGCUGCAUUCCACUAUGAUCCGGCAAUAGAUUAUUAUGCCGACAAAUCGCUAACAAUUGGGGAAAUGACUAUUAUUUGUAAAUAUUGUAAGGCGUUAAAAUAUAGUGGUGAAUCUACUGGAUUAUGUUGUGCUGGAGAAAAAGUAAAAUUGCCACAAUUGGUCCCACCACCAGAUCCUUUACGCUCUUUAGUUUCUGGGAUUGGAAAUGAUUCUAAGCACUUCUUGGCCAACAUUCAGAAAUAUAACAGCUGUUUCCAAAUGACAUCGUUUGGCGCUACACAUAUUAUACAGGACAAUUUCAUGCCCACUUUCAAGAUACAAGGACAAAUUUAUCACUUACUGGGGGCGCUGUUACCACUACCAGAUGCAGAUUAUCAAUUUUUACAAAUUUAUUUUAUGGGCAAUUCAGAUGCGGAAGUUGAUAAACGUUGUGCUCACAAUCCAACAGUGAAGAGAACCAUUAUCCAAGAAUUACAAAUGUUUCUUCAUCAGAACAACAAUUUAGUAAACAUUUUCAAAAUAGCAUUGGAUCGGAUGCCAUCUGACAGCCAUAAUAUUGUCAUUCGAGCGGACAAAAUACCUGCCGGUGAAAACACAAGGAGAUUUAAUUCACCUACCAUUGACGAAGUGGCUGUUGUCAUUGUGGGAGAAAAUUUACAAUCUAGGGAUAUUGUGCUUCAUCGUCGGAAUAAUGAUUUAAAACGUAUAUCUGAAACAAACAGGACUUAUGAUGCGUUACAAUAUCCUUUGAUAUUCUGGCAGGGGGAAGAUGGAUACCAUUUUAAUAUCAAAAUGGUAAAUCAACUAACAGGUGUUGACACAAACAAAAAAGUUAGUGCUAUGAAUUUCUAUUCAUAUAGACUCAUGAUCCGUGAGGGUGAAGUAAAUCAUAUUUUGAUGUGUCGACGACUUUUUCAUCAGUUUGCCGUUGACAUGUAUGUCAAAAUUGAGACUGAACGAUUAACAUACAUCCGUUUGAACCAACGACAGCUUCGAUCAGAGGAAUACAUUCAUCUCCGCGAUGCUAUAAAUGCCGAUGGCAAUGUAAAUAAUGUGGGAAGAAUGACAAUUUUGCCAGCUACUUACAUAGGAAGCCCGCGCCACAUGCACGAAUAUGCUCAGGAUGCUAUGUCAUAUGUUAGGCAUUAUGGCCGCCCAGACUUAUUUGUUACAUUCACCUGUAACCCACAAUGGUCCGAAAUCAAGAGGGAAUUGCUACAUAGCCAAACACCAGUUGAUAGACAUGAUAUCACUGCUAGAGUUUUUAAACAAAAAUUAAAAUCUCUCAUGAAUUUCUUCAUAAAGCAUCGCGUGUAUGGCCAAGUCCGUUGUUGGAUGUACUCUGUAGAAUGGCAAAAUCGUGGUCUGCCACAUGCGCACAUUUUAGUCUGGUUAGUGGACAAAAUAAGGCCAGAUGAUAUUGAUUCCAUAAUUUCAGCUGAAAUUCCUGAUGAAACAGUUGACCCAAAAUUGCAUGCAAUAGUUACCAAACACAUGAUACAUGGACCUUGCGGAGUUUGCAACUACAAUUCACCCUGUAUGGUCGACGGCAAGUGUUCCAAGCGAUACCCAAGAGACCUGAUUGCUGAAACCAUAACGGGAAAUGAUGGAUACCCAUUGUAUCGUCGGCGAUCAGUUGCGGACAAUGGGCGAUUGGUAGUUGUGAAGGUAAGAGGACAAAAUGUUGAUGUAGACAAUCGUUGGAUUGUGCCAUACUCGCCAAUAUUGUCCAAAGCUUUGGAGACUCACAUCAAUAUGGAAUAUUGUAACUCUGUGAAGUCGAUAAAGUACAUAUGUAAAUAUGUUAACAAAGGUAGCGAUAUGGCCGUCUUCGCUGUAACCAAUGCAAAUGACGAAGUAUCACAGUACCAGAUGGGUCGAUAUGUAAGUAGCAACGAAGCAAUUUGGCGUAUAUUUUCAUUUGCGAUCCAUGAAAGACACCCUACAGUAGUCCAUUUGGCAGUCCAUUUAGAAAAUGAUCAACGAGUUUACUAUAAUGAAUCGAACGCGGCAGACAGAGCGACACGUCCACCGUCGACAACAUUAACAAGUUUCUUCACAGUCUGUCAAACUGAUGAUUUUGCUCGCACUUUGCUGUAUGCUGACAUGCCACGCUAUUACACAUGGAAUGCAUCAUCGAAAUCGUUUCAGCGUAGAAAACAAGGAACACCAGUUGAAGGACAUCCAAAUGUAUUUGAUUCAGACGCUCUGGGUCGCAUCUACACAGUACAUCCAAAUAACGAUGAAUGUUAUUAUUUGCACUGGGAUGAUACGUUCAAGGAUUCCGUAAUAUCUUCAUCGCCGCAUCAAAUUCGUACGUUGUUUGCGAUUAUCAUAUCGACAUGUUUCCCCUCGAAUCCAAAAGAUUUGUGGGUUAAGUAUAGAGAUGACAUGUCUGAGGAUGUUUUGCAUCGUGUGCGCCGUCAAACUCUGAAUCCUACACUACAAAUGACUGCAGAAAUUUACAAUGAGACAUUGAUCACGAUAGAAUAUAUGUGUUUAUUGAUGGCAAAUAAAGUAUUGUCGUGUUUGGGAAUGACAGCACCCAAUCGUUGUAUGCACGAUGCAUUAAACCACGAGUUGCAAAGAGAACAACAGUACGACAUUGAAGCAUUGGCCGAAACAGUUCGUACAAAUGUUUCAAAAUUAAAUCAACAACAAAUAAUUGCGUACGACAAUUUGAUAGAAGCUGUGAACAGUGGAUCUGGUAGAAUUUAUUUCCUUGAUGCUCCCGGAGGAACCGGAAAAACGUUCUUAAUUUCAUUGCUUUUGGCGAGGAUCAGAUCGCGAAAUGAUGUAGCUCUAGCGUUGGCUUCAUCUGGAAUAGCUGCGACUCUGCUAGAAGGCGGGCGAACUGCACAUUCUGCCUUGAAAUUACCAUUAAACAUGCAAAUCAACGAAACACCAAUUUGCAACAUCGCCAAAAAUAGCGCAAUGGCCAAGAUCCUACAGGUAUGCAAAUUGAUUGUUUGGGAUGAAUGCACAAUGGCCCAUAAGAGGUCACUGGAGGCACUGGACAGAACUUUGAAAGAUCUUCGUGACAACCAAAAUGUUUUUGGUGGGGCCAUGGUUCUGUUAUCAGGUGAUUUUCGUCAGACUCUUCCAGUUAUUCCUCGAUCAACUGUUGCUGAUGAACUAAAUGCAUGCCUAAAAUCAUCGAGUUUGUAGCGGUACGUAAAGACACUCCAAUUAACAACUAACAUGCGAGUAUUUUUACAACAAGAUGAAACUGCAAAUGUGUUUGCGAAGCAGUUGUUAGACAUUUGAAAUAAUAAAGUCGCAGUAGACACCUCGACCGGAUUAAUCACAUUACCCACAGAUUUCUGUCGCAUCACAGACUCAAAAGAGGAGCUUAUUCAGCGUGUUUUCCCAGAUAUAGAGCAACAGUUCAAUAACCAUAAUUGGCUGGGUGAACGAGCAAUAUUGGCGGCGAAAAAUAAAGAUGUCGAGGAUCUCAAUGCGACUAUUCAGAAUUUUCUUCCCGGCCAGUUGGUUUCCUUCAAAUCAGUCGACACCGUUAUGAACUAAGAUGACGUAGUAAACUAUCCCACGGAGUUUUUAAAUUCACUGGAAUUGCCUGGAUUACCACCUCACAAUUUGAAGUUAAAAGUAGGAUCAGUUGUCAUCAUGCUGCGUAACAUUAAUCAAUCUCGACUGUGCAAUGGAACAAGACUGGCUGUGAAAAAGGUGAUGAAUAACGUCAUUGAGGCAACAAUCAUUAAAGGAAAAUACAAAGGAGAGGA